AUGUCCGACUCACAGUCACAGGCGGACGGCGCGACCGCCUCUACCAAAACGCCUGUACCGCAGACCCAGACCAUCAUACCCUUCCCUACUCCUGCGGCGACCACUUCCUCGGCCGCAGAUGGUGCGACCACUGCCUCGCCCGCAGAUGGUGAGACGGUCAUCACUUUACCCGCAUGGCAGACAGACAUCGUGACGGCGCUGGGAGCGUAUCACAAGUCACUCCGGAAGUUGACCGGGUUCGCCGAUCCCAGCGACGAACCGGCGGACGGCAAUGCCGCGCAGGUCAACGCAGAGACGUAUGCGGGCGGCUCUUCGAGUGCCCAGCCCAUCCAUGCCGGUGACUCUGCCAUGGAGGACUUGAUGGAGUGCGUCGCUGCUUACGACCAGGUCCUGAACACCGCUCGCAAGAUUGCGGACGUCGACCCCACCCGACUGCUCGAGGAGAUUCAAGCACCUCAUCCAGGUAUCACCGCUCAACAGGACGCUCACACUGCUUUGCUGCGCGACCGGGAGAAGAAGUGGCUCCCCAAGUCUCUCACCUACUACAAGGACAAACACGCGGACGCCGCGGAAGCGCAUCAGGAGAACUACUCGAAGAAGAUCAAGAAAUGGUUCGACACAACGGAGAGCCUUCCUCGGCAGAGCAAUGGUCCGCUUUCCACCCUCAUCACGACCUCAGCACUCGAAGCCUUCAAGAUUCAGGCUCUGAAUGGAGUGGCAGACCUUGCUGCCAGACUGUCGCAACCAGGGUAUCCAACGAGUCACAAGGCCGCCAGCACUACCACCGGUACUGAGCUUGCAAGCGAUUCGAUCGGACAGACGGGUUACCUCUUUACCGGUACACUCACACCACAGAUGGAGGCACUCAAGCACACCUUCAGCCUGCUUCCGGACCUCCACCGGCUGCGCAGGGAGCACAAAUCUCAACUGAUGAAUGUUGCACUCAAGGCGAGGCUGAGAGACCAUCUGCAAGAGCUUCAGUCCAGGUCCAAAGACGCUCGCGCGACUGUCCAGCACAAGGAUGAGGCUGUGGACAAAGGACGACAAGAUCUGAUGCAGGUCGAUGGUGACUCAUGUGACACUGCGGGUCUCGAGGAUGAAGAUGAGGCUGUGUACAAAGUGCAGCGUGGUUCGAUGGUGGACGCCGAAAUCGCCAAGAAAGACAAGAUUUCCUUGGCUGGAGAUGCUCAUUAUGCCACUUGCGACCUGCUCCGAGUCAUCGAAACCUUCGACAAGACACUGGCGACGAUGCGUGAGCUGGCUGGCGAGGGCCCAGAAUAUGUUCUCUCUUGGUUCUACGAAAGCAAGCCUGACGAGGGCGUAAACCAGGCGUUGCGAAGCGGAUUGACCGACUGGUUCCCAUUGGCGCUUACUGAGGGUUCGAAGGCGGAUCUGGAGAAGUGGCAGAAGCAACACGAUGAGAAAUAUCGUUUCGUGAAAUACCUAUUCUCGGAGAAUGACUUCUCCGACCGCUAUGACAAAGGCAAACAGGUCAAGUCGGAGGACGUGCUCAAGCUUUACAACGAUCUCGAAGUCAAGCGCGCGGCAUUCGCUGACCAAUUCGCGGCGUCAUACGACGAGCCUCUCACCGGAGUCAGCGCUCCUUCCGCUUCUCACGGUACGGCGAUAUUGUCGGGUGUCUCCGCUGCUGAGACCCAACGUGCAAGCAGGAACGCAUUGAUCGCCCUGGCCUGGAUGCUCCCGGAAGUCAUCACGCUUCGCGUGAAGACCUUCGACCAUCUGUCCAGCGUUGCCAGCAGACUUGACUAUCUGAACCAUCAUGGAGAGGCGGCGGAAACAGUGUCAUCAAAUGCGGCUGAUCAGACUGUGAUGCUAUCUCUGUAG
Messenger RNA from Dioszegia hungarica, 1845 nucleotides. RefSeq lists its product as uncharacterized. The record is from RefSeq and is a predicted model, not a curated record. NCBI's taxonomy places the organism in Eukaryota, Fungi, Basidiomycota, Tremellomycetes, Tremellales, Bulleribasidiaceae. The transcript has a single exon. Bases 1 to 1845 code for a protein of 614 amino acids.